AAACAGUUAAAAGGGGGGUUGGAAGUGAGAGAGAAGGGGGAAAAGUGAAGCGAGGCAGUGAGGUGUAAGCCUGCUAGGGGUGGGUGUAGGUGGGCAGAGUUAGGGUUGUUUUCGUAUUUCUGGGAUAGGGAAUCGUUGAUAGACAGAGGAGAAAGCCUGCAAGAAAAUCCAAGACCCAAACAUGGUAAAGCUUAGGAAGCGACGAGCCGCAUAGAUUCAACAUCUUUUUCCUCUCUCUCUCUCUCUUCAUUCUCCAAAACUUUCACUGCCACACUCAUCUGAAGUCUCCGUACCAUCCACCCACUUUUUCCACCCCCUCAACAAGCACUCCCACUCACUCACAAACUCAUCCCAAAAAUCCUCAGAGAUUUAGAGAGAGAGAGAGAGAGAGAGAGAUGAAAAAGGGUAUCGUGUUCUGAGACAAAACUCAUACGCGCUGUGAUGUUAGGUAUUGUUUGGGGAUGACAAUUGCAUGAAAACGUGGGAAUAUACAAGUCCAAGACCAUUAUUGUAAAUCCAAUAUCAAAGUCUGAGUCAAAAAAGCGAGACAGAGCCAGCUGUCUGCCACAAACAUAUCAAAAAACCAUACAACUGUUCAUCAUCUUCUUAAAGGGGUUCCCGAAACCUGAGUUUUUCUCUUGUUCAUGGAGUGGAACAGAAACAAACCACCUCUUUUCUACUGCGUCUCCAUCUUCUUCCUUUCAUGUUUUGCACUGAUCACCAACAUCAGCUCUAUACCUACAUGUCAAGACAACAGGUGUCCCUUGUCUGUUAAUGCUGACAUAAAUUUUCAGGAAAUUGAGAAGAGAAAAGAGGAGGGGUCAGUGAGCUUGGCAAGGAGGUUCUUGGGGGGGCCUGGAUCAUCGCCACCGCGAUGCACAUCAAAGUGUGGCAAAUGCACACCAUGUAAGCCGGUUCACGUGCCUGUGCCGCCUGGAACGCCGGUUACUACUGAGUAUUAUCCUGAAGCUUGGAGGUGCAAAUGCGGCAACAAGUUGUACAUGCCAUGAUGCAUGUUUUGCUUUUGUCUGCUUGGUGCUUAAUUUCCUUACCUGCAAUCUUGUCAAUUAGCUAUUUUAGUAAAAAAAAUUAUUGAUGGAAAACAGGAAUAUAGGACUUUAAUCUAUGUAAAGAAUGUUAUAUAUUGACACUAAUCGAGACUAUCGCGGUGAUAUCUAAUAUGUUAUCACUUUGUAUCAUGAA
This is a messenger RNA of Quercus lobata, 1203 nucleotides long. It is a transcript of the gene CHAL, whose product is annotated as allergen-like protein. The transcript is spliced from 3 exons. The coding region runs from base 645 to 1010 and encodes 121 amino acids. Gene Ontology annotation, biological process: guard cell differentiation; stomatal complex development. Lineage: Eukaryota; Viridiplantae; Streptophyta; Magnoliopsida; Fagales; Fagaceae. The record is from RefSeq and is a predicted model, not a curated record.